Glycine soja is the source of this 815-nucleotide messenger RNA. Its product is annotated as V-type proton ATPase subunit G-like. Gene Ontology annotation, cellular component: vacuolar proton-transporting V-type ATPase complex. The coding region runs from base 148 to 480 and encodes 110 amino acids. Gene Ontology annotation, biological process: proton transmembrane transport. The record is from RefSeq and is a predicted model, not a curated record. Gene Ontology annotation, molecular function: proton-transporting ATPase activity, rotational mechanism. The transcript has 4 exons. NCBI's taxonomy places the organism in Eukaryota, Viridiplantae, Streptophyta, Magnoliopsida, Fabales, Fabaceae.
GAUUUAUUUAUUAUUAAAGAAAUAGGUGGGUUGUGUUGAUUUGAUUGGGCGAAGACGAAAAGCAAAUCAGCGAAGCAGUCCUCCAGUUUUCGUUAGAGACACUGUGUCCUGUUUUCUCUGAAUCUAACACAGACCCGAUUGCUACGAAUGGCAUCCAACAGGGGUCAAGGUGGAAUUCAACAGUUGCUGGCUGCUGAACAAGAAGCGCAAAGAAUUGUCAAUGCUGCAAAAAAUGAAAAAUUGGCUAGACUGAAGCAAGCCAAAGAAGAGGCUGAAAAGGAAAUUGCCGAGUAUAGGGCUCAGUUGGAGUACGAGUUUCAAAAGAAAGUGUCACAGAGUAGUGGAGAUUCUGGUGCUAAUGUGAAGAGACUUGAGCAAGAGACAGAAGAAAAGAUUCAUCACCUGAAAACUGAGGCUGAGAGGAUAUCAGGGGAUGUUGUCUCCAUGCUCCUCAAGCAUGUAACAAGUGUGAAGAAUUAGAGAAAUAUUGGUGCUGGGGAACUCUUAAGUUAUGCAGAACAGUAUAUCUCAUUUAUAUUGUGUUUAUUGUUGACUCUAGAUCCUGGCGCUGAUAGAUUCUUGCUUUUUUGUUGGCUAUAAUACGUGGUACCUUGCUGCCAUGUAUUAAAAAUAAUUUCUGAGUUUUUUAAAAUAAACAGUUAAGAAUUCAUAGGCAUGCCUAUAUGUAUCACCGUUUCAAUAGAGGUCUGAGGAUCACUUUGUCAGUGUAUAUUGAGUAAAGCCGGGACGAAUGGUUUAUUCUUUUGUAAACACCAUCUUAUUCUCCUACCAAAUCAUGGCUUUUGUAUGUUUAA